AUGCCGGCUCCAGAUGACAUAUACAAGAAUGAAGUCGACUUCACGGCCCUAGCACUUCAGUAUCCGCACUUCGCGAAAAGACUCAAGCAGAAUCGCCAACUAGACUUCUCCGACCCAGAGAGCGUCAGACAGCUCACCAAAUCGCUUCUCCAUCGCGAUUUCAAUCUCGAAAUUGAACUGCCCGAGGAUCGGCUUUGUCCACCCGUUCCAAACCGGCAGGUAUUCAAUUACAUCCUCUUCAUCCAGCAGCUGCUCGACUCUACUUCACCGGAUUUUCGGGAUGGACACGACCCAGAUCGCCGCGUGAUUGGAUUGGAUAUCGGCACGGGCUCAUCAUGCAUCUACCCACUCCUCGCCUGCCGGCAACGCACGAACUGGCUCUUCCUCGCCACGGAAAUCGACCCGAAGAACCGCUCAUUCGCCGAGAAGAACAUUUCCAGCAACGACCUCCAAUCGCGCAUCAAGCUCAUCGACACCGAUCAAUCAGGAAAACAGCUCAUCCCCUGCGACGAACUCUCACCAUUCGAAAGGAUCGACAUCCUCCUGACGAAUCCACCUUUCUACGCCUCCGCGACAUCGAUGCUCGAAUCCGCCACGCAGAAAUCCCGGCCCCCGAACUCCAGCUGCACCGGCGCACCGGUCGAGAUGAUCACGCCCGGCGGCGAAGUCGAGUUCGUGUCUCAACUGAUCCGCGAAUCGACGUCUCCGGCGCUCGUCUGCAGAAUCCAGUGGUUCAGCAGCAUGCUGGGCAAGCUGUCCAGCGUGGCGGCCAUCGUCGAAGACUUGAAGGACCGAGAGUGUACGAAUUACGCGGUCACGGAGUUGGUCCAAGGACAGAAGACGAGGCGGUGGUGUGUAUCCUGGAGCUGGAUGGGGUUCAGGCCGAGUCUGGCUGUCGCGAGGGGUGGCGUUGGGGGGAAUAGUGGAGUGGAGAAGAGAUUCUUGCCGGGAGCGACGGAGGUGGAGUUUGGCGUUAGUCAUGGCGAUCCUGACGUGAUAUGCAAGCGGAUUGAUGAGGAGAUGGGCAAGUUAGAGCUGAAGUGGAGAUUUCAGCACGCGCGCUGUGUGGGCUUCUUGCUUAGCCAAGCGGGCGAUGUCUGGAGUCGGAAGGCUAGGAGGAAGCAAGAGAAGCGGGACAAGGCCGAGGAUCAGGAGAUGAAAGACCAUCAUGAUGAUGUUGUCGACGACGAUAACGACGGCGGCAGCGGUGAUGAAGGCGAAGCGGAGGCGGAGCCCGGCCUCGUCGCCAAGAUCUCCGUGCUUCCGGCCCACGGCGACGCCGCGACGACGAGGACAGAAAGAGUGCACCUCCGCUGGCUCCAAGGUCAGGAUCCUGUGGUCUUCGAGAGUUUUUGCGGCUGGUUAAAGCGGAAGCUUGAAGUUCGUGCAUAA
Messenger RNA from Exophiala aquamarina CBS 119918, 1392 nucleotides. RefSeq lists its product as uncharacterized. The record is from RefSeq and is a predicted model, not a curated record. Gene Ontology annotation, cellular component: nucleus. The transcript has 6 exons. Gene Ontology annotation, biological process: rRNA base methylation. NCBI's taxonomy places the organism in Eukaryota, Fungi, Ascomycota, Eurotiomycetes, Chaetothyriales, Herpotrichiellaceae. The coding region runs from base 1 to 1392 and encodes 463 amino acids. Gene Ontology annotation, molecular function: 23S rRNA (adenine(1618)-N(6))-methyltransferase activity.